CAUUGUAAGUCCCCUAAAAGGCCUAAUGGUGGCUGCAUGAUAGCGAGCCGUCUGUGUAUGAGGAAACAAAAAAAAAAAAUUAAAAAAUGUUAAAAAACUCCUCGAAACAGACGGCUGCCAGCUGUCUAAUUGCAGCUGUGAGACGUCGCGCGCUGGAUCGGAUCAUGAUUGUUGCGAAACCAAAGUGGAGAUGGUACGUCACAGUCACGUGACCGAUCUCGCUACAUGUGCGCGAAAUUUAAUUCUUUUUGCCCCAAAUAACCGUUACAAGAAAUGCUCUUAAAAAUCUCCAAAGUCGAGUAAGGAGAUAAUACUUUUUGAAAUGGCUCCUGUAAUUUUUUACUACGGGCUAAAUAUUUUUUGGAGCUGGCCUGGACCACCCCUUUAAGGCGAUUAUUCAAGUUAUGCAACUUUGACUUCUGAAAGACUGGAGAGAACAUGUACACAGUAAGAAGUCAGAGUGAGGAGGGAACACAUGCUGUGGACAUGAAGGUGGGAGUUAUAUUACUUGCUUUGUCGGAAGAACUGGCGGGGCCUGCAAACAUCAGGAAGCUACAAUCAAACAUUUCAACGAGACAUCUACUAAUUUUCUUCCAUCAUCUUCAGAAGAAAGGGCUCUCAUAUUGAAGAUUGCUACUGGAAAUGAUGUGAACGUUCCAUUCAGAUGGCUAGAAUCACUCCAGUCUGUUGAACCAAUGGUAGGAUCAGGAGAAGGUCAAACAGAACCAUCUCUGCAAGAUGUGCCAGAUGCGAGUGGAUCUAUACCUUGGAGCACGUUGGCUGGAUCCUUUGAUGCAGACAGUGGUGAUGACUUCGAAAUGGAACCAAAGAAAGUCCAAGACCCACAGCUUGUGCGUAUCCAGAGUUUGGAAGUUCAAAGAGACUUUCACAAUGCUUUUGAUAGACGUCUUCAUGGUGGCAGUAGUUCAGGAAAUUAGCAUCUGAUCAUUUUGCAUGACUCCAAAUCAUUUGGAGGAAGUUCUUCAGGAAAUGUUUAAAGACAUGAAACGAAGACUUCAAGGAAAUCCUGAGGUGUUUGAGGGCCCUGUAAAGAAAAUGUUGAAAAGCUAUUCAAAGUUGAAAGGGAAUAACAGUUUAACCUCAGCCAUGAGUAUGUUUGGUCGGUAUAAUGGUAUCAACUUUGCAAAGCGUACAUGUACAUCAUCAAAGACCAAGGCUACUGAUCAGUCACCUCUCACCUCUGGGCCCAGCAUUGGUGUUCAACCGUUGUCAAUCGCCAGGAGAAAAGUGAAGCUUGGGGGUAGGAGAAGCUUAACAAGGGGCCGGCCAACCAAGCAAGCUGCGACUCAGGAACAUGGUUAUGCCAAAGGAUCCCACUCUCAAUCAGGGAUUCCAAAGAGGGCAAGAGUAGCUGCACCACAUUCACUGAGCCAUACCACUACAAUGUGCCAGUCUCUUGGAAAGACUCACAGUUCUAAGUGAAUCUUAACAGUGCAUAUAUGCCCAGGGGGAUCAAGAAUAGUUUGAUUCCUUAACUAUAAAAUCUGGGGUCUUCAUUCAAAAGUUUUUUCUCUAAAUACUGGUCAUAAAUCGCGACAACCAGGUAUGCAGCUCUGAUGUUUCGCGUGUUAGAAAAAAAAACGUGGUUUCAUGUAAAAAAUCAGUGCAACUUGUGUUUUAAGUCCAUAUUUAUAAAUCUUUUACCAUUUUUGUCUCACCUGCAUAGCAGCCACCGCUCUUCGGCGGUGACUAUCAAAUCUUAACCAUAGGUUAAGUUUUGAAAUGACUGCAUAACUUAAAAAGCAUAUAGACCUAGUUCAUGAAACUUGGCCAUAAGGUCAAUCAGGUAUUACUGAACAUCCUGCCUGAGUUUUGAGUCACAUGACCAAGGUCAGAGGUCAUUUAGGGCCAAUUAACUUAGACCAUGUUGGGGGAAUCAGCAUCAAAACCUUAACCUAAGGUUAAGUUUUUGAAAUGUCAUCAUAAUUUAGAAAAUAUAGGGACCUAGCUUGUGAAACUUGGACAUAAGGUUGAUCAAGUAUUACUGAACAUCCUGCUUGAGUUUUACGUCACAUGACCAAGGUCAGAGGUCAUUUAGGGUCAAUGAACUUUGGCCAAAUUGGAGGUAUCUGUUGAAUUACCAUCAUAACUUCGAAAGAUUAUCAAUCAGAUUCAUGAAACUUGGAAAUACAAGUUAUCAUGUAUCACUGAACAUCUCAUGCGAGUUUCAGGUAACAUGACCUAAGUCAAAGCUCAUUUAAGGUCAUUGAACUUUGGCCAUUUUGAAGGUACAUGUAAUUAUUAGAUUGCUGUCAUAACUUUCAAAGUUUAUAGAUAUAAAAUAUAAAGAUAUAAAAUGUGGAUAUAGGGGUAAUCAAGUAUCACUGACAAGUUUUAGAUCACAUGAUCAAGGUCAAAUGUCAAUGAACGUAGUAUUGUAUAAUAUGAAUGUUUUUUUUUUUGAAUAUUUAUUUUAAAGUAGUUUUCAAAGUCAGCACUGCUGCUAUAUUGAAUAGCGUGAUGCAGGUGAGACAGCCAGAGGCAUUCCACUUUUGUUUUUUUGUUUUUUUUUUGGGGGGGGGGG
Lytechinus pictus (painted urchin) is the source of this 2545-nucleotide messenger RNA. RefSeq lists its product as uncharacterized. Lineage: Eukaryota; Metazoa; Echinodermata; Echinoidea; Temnopleuroida; Toxopneustidae. The record is from RefSeq and is a predicted model, not a curated record. The transcript has 5 exons. The coding region runs from base 955 to 1443 and encodes 162 amino acids.